GUUCACACUUCCAAUGUUCCACACCCAAGAAUCGUGUAGUCAAGUAGUAGUACCGUAGUACCGUACUCGGGGUAGGCUCUUUAUGUCUCCCUUAUCAGAUAGUCUCAGACCCAGUAAGCUCUCUAAGUACCAAGCACUGGCAUCGGUGAGUUGUGAGUUGUGAAAUCGCCGGUGGAAACCGCUGCCGCAGCUGCUGCACCCGCCACAACUCAAAAAAACCUCUUGCAGCUCUAAACUUACUUGGUCACCACAACCCCAGCUCAAGGCUUUUUGGAUUGCAGCCAAACAGUUGCCACACUUACUCUUGCUAUCUCGAAAGCCUAAAAAGAGCACUCUAUUCCCUCCUCCUCUUCAUUCUGAUCUCUCUGAACAUUCAACUUAGCAACCGAUAGCAAGAUGAUGAGUAACAACGAUUAUUCUGACCUCAGCGGACUGAGCCGCGAUGAGCUUCUUCAGCUGGUGGUUGCGCAGCAGUCCCAGUUGAGAACUCAUCAGCAUCAUCAGACUACUAAUUUUUCGGGGCUAACACAGCAACGAUCCACUGGCCUCACCGCUGCUUCUCUUCUUCAAGAUCGCCUGUUGGCGCAACAGUCGCUGGGAGCAGGGACAUCGGCGUCGUUGGGUGGAGGGCAGCAUCUAUCCUCGUUGCUCGCGGUUCCACGAGCGGCCACUUCUGGCGCUGGAAUGGCGGACUUCUAUCUUCGACGACGAGCCGCUGGUCUGACGGCACCAUCCCACCAAGCGGACCCUGUAUCCGCGGCAUCUGCCACGGAUCUCUUUCAAGCAAGACGCCUCGCAAGCUCUCUGGGUGCAUCUGCUCAGAUGCGCGAAUUCAUGCUUCGUCAGGAACUCUUGGGAACAUCCAGCGCCGGUGGUAGUAAUACUCUCGCACCCGGCUCGUAUUCGACUGUUACUCACAAUUCAACAGGGACAACUGAUUUGCCCUCGGAAGGAUCGAACGAAGACAUUAUAUUGCGUCGUCUCAUCACUGGAACUGGACAGCCGAGACCUGCUGCAGCAGUUGCCGUGCACCAGCCACAGACGUCGUCUCGCGGCAGUUUCACUUUCGGGAGCGCUGCGGCGGCAGGCACAAACACUCCAAGCCCGCACGAGAUGACCACGGAAAUUCUCCUCGGAAUGUCCUCUAGCGUACAUGGUGCUCGAGUGCCUCCUACCACUCGAAGAGUCGAGUCGCACCCCUCGGAGGCUGUAGUGGAAUCCAAGGCUCCAGGUGUUAUUGGGGUUGCCGGAAAGAACGCGGCACCAGUUGGCGCUGCAGCUGCUGCCGCAAAGAAGAAGACCAAGCGUCCCCUCAGUGCCUACAACAUCUUCUUCAAGGAAGAGCAUGCCAAGAUUAUUGCUCAAAACGAGCGAGAAAAGGCAGAGAAACAAGCACGAGGGGAAUCUAUCAACAGUGACGAUGACUACUGCGACUCGGAUGACGAGAACGCGGCUGUGGACGUCACCAAGACCAAGGGAAAGAAGAGAAAACGAUCCUUGUCGACGAAUCAGCCCGGAAAGAGGGGAAAGCGACAGGUCGAUUUUGAAAAUUUGACCAAGGUAAUUGGAAGACGAUGGAAGGAGCUGCCUUCGGAGCGUGUCGAAGAAUACAAGAGAAGAGCAGAAGAAGCCAUGCAAGCGUAUCGAAAGAACCUCUUCCAGAAGAUCCGCAAUUCCGUCAAGGAAGAUCAAGCCUAAUUGGAAUUGAUUGAGCUGAUGGCCUCGGUCAUAUGGCUCCUGGGAUCCACACACUCAACGCGCACAUCUUUCGAUCAUCAAGGGUGCUUGAACAUGGCACCCUCUUUAAACGAAGUACAUAAAUUCAUUCAUUCAUUUCCCAACACUGAUUAUGCAACUUCCUUA
Messenger RNA from Seminavis robusta, 1863 nucleotides. The record is from the annotation of a GenBank genome assembly. Lineage: Eukaryota; Bacillariophyta; Bacillariophyceae; Naviculales; Naviculaceae.